AUGUCGCAACUCGGUUUAGCCAACACAAUCACGACUGCAACCGGCAUCCUUGGGUGUGCCUGGUAUGCUGGCGUAACGGCAUCGUUAUCCAUUUUCAGCGUCCCCGCCAUCCUCCAAACCGGCUCGGAGCCAGCCCAUGCACUGAGGCUGUGGCAACACCUCUUUCUGACCGGCCACUCGACCGGCCCCAAAGUAGCGCUCGUUACCUUUCUGUCAUUGGCCUACUCGGCGUAUGACCGUUUCCACCAGAGUGUCGCGUGGAAGCCGUACGCCGCCGCCGGAGCCCUGAGCCUCGCCAUCGUGCCCUUCACCCUCACCGUCAUGUCGUCGACGAACAACGCACUCUUGGCUGGUGCGCAGGGCGCCAGUACGCUUGGGCUGUCCGAGACCACAGAGCUGCUGACGAGGUGGCGGGCGCUCAACGUCGUCAGGAGCUUCAUCUCUCUCGCCGCCGCCGCCGUCGGGUUUUGGUAUGCGGCUUUUCAAUAA
Molecule: messenger RNA, 489 nt
Organism: Colletotrichum higginsianum IMI 349063
Lineage: Eukaryota; Fungi; Ascomycota; Sordariomycetes; Glomerellales; Glomerellaceae
Product: putative N-acetyltransferase, GNAT family
Exons: 2
Coding region: 1-489 (162 amino acids)
Source: RefSeq, a predicted model, not a curated record